This is a messenger RNA of Dicentrarchus labrax (European seabass), 2703 nucleotides long. It is a transcript of the gene ikzf1, whose product is annotated as IKAROS family zinc finger 1 (Ikaros). Gene Ontology annotation, biological process: regulation of transcription by RNA polymerase II. Lineage: Eukaryota; Metazoa; Chordata; Actinopteri; Moronidae. The record is from RefSeq and is a predicted model, not a curated record. Gene Ontology annotation, molecular function: RNA polymerase II cis-regulatory region sequence-specific DNA binding; DNA-binding transcription factor activity. The coding region runs from base 123 to 1832 and encodes 569 amino acids. The transcript is spliced from 8 exons.
UCAGCUUUUAUUGGCACGGCACAAAGCAAGUGCCAAGGGCUCGGUGGCUCGACUCCCCGCCGCAGACUCGGCCUGUGGAUAAAAGCAAGCAAAAUGCCCCAGUCGAGCUCAGAGACAUAGUCAUGUUGGGCUGGAACGAGGAAGUGCAGUGGAGAGGGGAGGGACUCAGGGCGCAGCUCCAUGGGGCCGCCGCGGCGCUGCGACCUUCUGCACAUGGAGCCGGGGAGAGUUGGAAGAACUUCAUACUGCAAACUCAAGGAAUAGCAGAGUACCUGCACCGCAUGGAGACAGAGGAGGCCCAGGAAAUGGCCCAGAUGCCAGGCAGGGACAGCCCCCCUGCCAAUGAAGCAUCCGAGGAGGCAGAGGAGCCCAUGGCCGUCCCUGAGGACCUGUCAGCCAGCUCCACCCACCAGCAGAACAACAGAGGGGACAAAGCCUGUAACAUUAAAGUUGAGGCUCGCAGUGAUGAGGAGAAUGGGCUGGCCUGUGACAUGAAUGGCGUGGAGGAGGAGGAGUGCGCGGAAGACUUGCGCGUGAUCGAUGCCUCGGGGGCCAAGGUGAACGGCUCACAGCCGAGCCCCGAAGCCAAAGCCUUCUCCUCGGCCGGCGGUAUCCGGCUGCCCAACGGGAAGCUCAAGUGUGAUAUCUGUGGGAUAGUUUGCAUUGGCCCCAAUGUGUUGAUGGUGCACAAGCGAAGCCACACUGGAGAACGUCCUUUCCAGUGCAGCCAGUGCGGUGCCUCUUUCACCCAGAAGGGCAACCUCCUGCGACACAUCAAGCUCCAUUCAGGGGAAAAACCCUUCAAGUGUCACCUGUGCAGCUACGCCUGCCGCAGGAGGGACGCCCUCACCGGCCAUUUACGCACCCAUUCGGUCGGAAAACCCCACAAGUGUGCUUACUGUGGGCGGAGUUACAAACAGCGCAGCUCACUGGAGGAGCACAAGGAGCGAUGUCACAACUACCUCCAGUGCAUGGGCCUGCAGAACAGCAUAUACACAGUAAUAAAGGAAGAAAGCAACCAGAAUGAGCAGAGGGAAGACUUAAGCCAGACGGGAUCUGACAGAGCCUUGGUGCUAGACAGACUAGCUAAUAAUGUAGCUAAGCGUAAGAGCACUAUGCCACAGAAGUUUGUGGGUGACAAACGUCUGUCAGACCUCUCCUACGAUGGAGGAACAGGUGAGCUGAUUCAGCCCCACGUCAUCGACCAGGCCAUCAACAGCGCCAUCAGCUACCUGGGGGCCGAGUCGCUCCGGCCUCUGGUCCAGACCUCCCCGGCCUCCUCUUCUGACGUGGGCCUCAGCUCCAUGUUCCCUCUCCACAAGCAGGCGCCCGAGGGCCACGCGGGGACGGGCUUGUCAGCCAAAGACAGCGCAGCUGAGAACCUGCUGCUGCUGUCUAACUCCAAGUCUGCCUCCAGUGAGAAGGACGGCUCACCCAGCCACAGCGGCCAGGACUCCACAGACACCGAGAGCAACAAUGAGGAUCGCCCAGGCGGGACGGCCACCGGCCUCAUCUACCUGACCAACCACAUCACCUCAGGGGUGAGGAAUGGCGUGCUGGUGAAGGAGGAGCAGCAGAGGCAGUACGAAGCCAUCCGGGCAAGCAUCGAGAUGGCCUCCGAGGGUUUCAAGGUGGUGACGGCAGACGGGGAGCAGGUGAGGGCGUACCGGUGCGAACACUGCCGCGUUCUCUUCCUCGACCACGUCAUGUACACCAUUCACAUGGGCUGCCAUGGCUUCAGAGACCCCUUCGAGUGCAACCUCUGUGGUCACCGGAGUCAAGACCGAUACGAGUUCUCCUCUCACAUAACGCGAGGGGAGCAUCGCUACUGAGCCCCAGAGAACGCACACACUUUCACACAGACAAACAGGUGUACGUAUGAAAAACAUGCCACACUCACUCAUUGACAUCCCCCUGAAAUAAAUGCAUAGAAAGAAAAUGAGACGUAAUGUAUAAUACACUGUUGAUGUCUGAAAGUUGUGUUUUUUUUAUACAAAGUAUGCAUGUUUGUUGGACACAGAUAAAUGUGAACUACUAUUAAAAAAAUGCAUUUACUUUAAUUUCAAAUGAAGACUAGUUCAUCAGAAUAAUGUUCAGUUACUGUUCCACAGCCUACAUAGGAUUUAAAUCAUGUAUUUACAGUUGCCACAUGUAUAAAAUGUAUAAAUGUGUCUUUUCUUUUGGAAAACCAGGCAGCAACUUUUCUUCUAGAUUUAAAAUAGAAAAGAUAUCCACCCUUACAUUUAAAAACCACUGAACUGAAGUGUCUGAAAUGUCAAUAAAAUAUUCUAUUCUGCAGUUUUCAGUGCAGUAAAACCUCCAUUUUAAUAUUGGUAUAAAACAAUCAAUGUAGAUUCCAAAGUUUCAACCUGUUCUUGUAUUUGUAACAACCUACGUAUUAUUUAUAUCACAUUUACACGCCUGUGUGUUUUUGUAUUUAUUACAGUGAUCGAUGUUUGUCUGUAGGGUAGGUAAUAAAAGCUGCAUCUCUCUCUGUCCAAUUGUACUAAAUGUGUUUGAGGUGAAAACAUGACUGCUGCUGGAAGCUUUAGUUUUAUCAAAAGAAAAUGUUAUCAAGGCCUUUUGUUAUAUACCUGAUGGCUAUGGAUUGUUUCACUCACAAAAUGAAAAUUAGCCGUUCGAGGUUUGAAGGAGCUUUAUGCUUGCAAAAUAUCAAUAAAGGAUAUUUUAUAUAUGCACAAA